This is a messenger RNA of Postia placenta MAD-698-R-SB12, 1504 nucleotides long. RefSeq lists its product as hypothetical. The transcript is spliced from 6 exons. NCBI's taxonomy places the organism in Eukaryota, Fungi, Basidiomycota, Agaricomycetes, Polyporales, Adustoporiaceae. Bases 1 to 1329 code for a protein of 442 amino acids. The record is from RefSeq and is a predicted model, not a curated record.
AUGUCUGCAUUGCUGCAGCUCAUAGUCGUCUGCAUAUUGAUACAAGUUCUCAUCCUUGUGUACCACCUCACAGGUCCUCCAAAGUCCCUAUCGAGAUUCACUCGCACAAGCUCGCAUACUGCGCCCGACUUCUCGCAUCUCGCAGAGCACUGCGCGCAUGUCCCUCCCAUACCGGCCGCUUCGUUUCUCGAGCGACAGCAGUCGCUCGCGCAGACGCUUCAUUCACUUAACGCGUCAGCAUAUAUCGCAGAGCCAGGCGCCAGUGCCGGCUACUUCGCCAAUCUAUCGGGAUCGCAAUGGCACCUAUCCGAGCGGCCGCUGCUCCUGAUCAUCUCACCCGAAAUUAAUAGUGCAGAGCAAGUGCAUGCCAAGGUGUCGAUCCUGACACCGGCAUUUGAGCUCACUCGUGCCAAACUGCUGCCUCUCCCGAGCUCUAUUGACAUAGCAUAUCUUGCAUGGCCCGAGGACGCAGAUCCAUUUGCUGUUGCCGUAUCUGCCAUUCCUAGCCUUUCUGAGGGGACUGUAUUUGUGGAUGGCAUGACGAGGAACUUCAUCGUCGAUGGCCUGCAGAAAGCUACUCCCGGCUCCGAGGUCGUUGUGUCACCUGUGGAGAUUAGGCGGCUGAGAGAAAGGAAGAGCAAGGAAGAGUUAGAGAUCAUGAAGUGUGUGAACGAGGUCACACUGCUUGCAAUCCGCGCUGUUCGCGACAAUAUGUACGUCGGUAUGCGCGAAUCCGAAGCUCACCGUAUGAUUGUCAGUGCGCUUGCCGCGGCUGGACUGCAGGACCCAGGCGCUCUCACCUUGUUUGGAGAGAAUGCUGCUCUCCCGCAUGGCAGUGGGACUGAUCGUGUCCUGGGAGCUCAUGACUUUGCGUUGAUCGACUGCGACGGCUCACUGCAUGGAUACCACAGCGAUGUUACGAGGACUUUCGCGCUACCAGACUCGACCGUCCAUGCCGCCCACUUGCGACUCUGGAAUCUUGUGCAUUCCGCACAAGCCAAUGCCCUCGCUGCUGCGCAAAACGGCACAAUCACAGCGGAAGUCGACCGUGCCGCUCGUGAUACCCUCCACGCUCAGGGCUAUGCCCAGUAUCUCACACAUCGACUAGGACAUGGCGUUGGCCUAGAGGUCCACGAGUCGCCCUACCUUCGCGGCGGGUCGGAUGAUGUCAUUCUGACUGGUCAUACGUUCUCAGACGAGCCGGGAAUCUAUAUAGAGGGCCAGGUUGGAGUUCGCCUGGAAGACUGCUUCUACGUCAAUGAGGACGGCCAGUCGAUCUUCCUCACCGAGGGCGUAGGCGGGGCUGCCACCAGCCCAUGGAAGCCGUAAAUGUGACUCAUACUGGAUGGGUGUCGAUGCUACACCUUGUACAACAAUAUUAGUAUUCAUGACGAUGUAACGAUCUGGUCGAUGGAAUAUUUGUGCCUGCUCCUUAGUCUGUUGCUACCCGUGGGAAUAGGUGAUCGGCGAUCGCGGAUAAAACUUGCAGCUUAAUUUCUGGUGC